This is a messenger RNA of Salvia miltiorrhiza (redroot sage), 659 nucleotides long. RefSeq names its product pentatricopeptide repeat-containing protein At2g16880-like. The transcript has 3 exons. The record is from RefSeq and is a predicted model, not a curated record. NCBI's taxonomy places the organism in Eukaryota, Viridiplantae, Streptophyta, Magnoliopsida, Lamiales, Lamiaceae. Gene Ontology annotation, molecular function: protein binding. Bases 1 to 621 code for a protein of 206 amino acids.
AUGCUGGAGGACAAGAAUACUCCAUUGAUUUUGGGGCGUCCAUUCCUAGCUACCGGUCGUGCUCUUAUUGAUGUACAGGAUGGAGAUCUCACAUUUAGAGUCAAUGAUGAAAAAUUGACUCUAUCUAUCUAUGACGCUAUGAGAAAACCAGCCGAGCCGCAGAUGGAUGAGUGCAACAUGAUUGAAUCUGUGAUUGAUUUCCCUGCAGCUGUAGACGAUCCCUUGGAGGAGUGCAUCAUACGAUUGCCGGCGAAGAGCCACCGCCUCGGCCUCGUCGCCUCCGCCAUCUUCUGCUUCGCCCCCGGCCUCGUCAUCUCUGCCCCGGCCUCGUGGCCUCUUCCAUCUUCUGCCAUCGUCUCCGAGCACCCCCACCACCACCUCCACCGCUACCUCCUCCACCCCGCCCGCCCCCUUCCGCCGCCGUCCGCAACCCUCCUCAACACCUGCAUCUUCGCCUACUGCCGCUCCGGCUGGCCCCACCUCGCCACGCAGCUCUUCAAAAAGAUGAAGCGCCUCAAAAUCCGCCCUAAUUUGCUCACCCUCAACACUUUGCUGAAUUCACUGAUGCAUUGUCUAAGAAGGGGAAAUUACACGAUAUGCACGAUUUGCUGUAUGGUUUGAGGGAGCUGGAAUUGGGGGAGGAUCGGAAGGAAUUGAAG